Rhagoletis pomonella (apple maggot) is the source of this 836-nucleotide messenger RNA. Its product is annotated as putative tRNA 2'-phosphotransferase. Lineage: Eukaryota; Metazoa; Arthropoda; Insecta; Diptera; Tephritidae. The record is from RefSeq and is a predicted model, not a curated record. Gene Ontology annotation, molecular function: tRNA 2'-phosphotransferase activity. Gene Ontology annotation, biological process: tRNA splicing, via endonucleolytic cleavage and ligation. The transcript has a single exon. The coding region runs from base 122 to 754 and encodes 210 amino acids.
GAGUUCACAUGCAAACAUCCGAAAAUCGUCUGCAAAUUUUGCGAAAAAAGUUCAUAUAAAAAAUUAAAGACAGUAAAUGUAAGUUAAGGUUAGGGACUAUCGGCUGGUAUACAAAUUCCAGAUGACGAGCGAUUUGCAAUUGAGUAAGCGCCUAUCGUGGUUACUGCGUCAUGGAGCUGCUCGAGAAGGUUUGCCUAUACGACCAGAUGGCUUUGUUGUUGUUGACACAAUCCUCAAACAUCCAAAAUAUGGACAUGAUUUGAGUUUAGAACGAUUGAAAGAAAUCGUCUCUAAAGAUAAAAAGCAGCGUUAUACUCUGCGUCAAAAUCAAUGUGGUGCUUAUGAGAUACGUGCAAACCAGGGUCACUCAAUAGUGGAAGUGGAAGACUCUCAUUGUUUGCAUCGUAUUCACAAAGCCGAUGAAGUGAAAUUAGCUGUACAUGGCACGUACUACCGGCAUUGGCCACGAAUAAUUGAAGAAGGGCUGCGCCCGAUGGGGCGUUUACAUGUACAUUUUGCCAUGUUCGAUGACAUCGCCAAGACAGCGUAUCAGAGUAGUCCACAAAGUGGCUUUCGCAGUGAUUGCGAGUUGCUCGUUUAUUUAGAUGUGCAAAAAGCCAUGGAGAUUGGUGGGAUGGAAAUAUAUCGGUCCUCUAACAAUGUCAUACUGUGUGCGGGCAGCAACGGUCAUAUACCAAAAGAGUACUUCCGCCAAGUUGUUGACCGACGCACUGGAAAAGAAUUACAAUUUUAGUGUUUAGAUUUAUCUUAAAGUUAUUGUAUUAUACAAUAGAAUAUUGCUUUGUUUUUGAAUAAAUUCAUGUGAACAUUAAAGU